AUGACGUUCAUACGUUCCAUGGGGAGCGCUCUGCUCCUUGCUGUUCUUCCUGCCGCCGACGGCGUGCAGAUGACAGGCACCGGCGUCCUCGCGGCCGCCCGGGUCGACCGGAGCGCCAUGGUCGAGGGCGGGGUCGAGGCCAUGUUGGGGGCGGAGGGCAUCAACUCGGAGGAGGUGUCCGAGGGUGGAUCCGAGGCGGGCCUGGUCAGCUUCUUCGAGAAGUAUCCGCACACGCGGUUCUCUCUGGACAAGCCCGGCUUCGUCCAGCGGUUCGACUGGAAGGCUACGCGCGUCAGCCAUUUCAAGAAUGCGUCGCUGAACGACCUCAAGAAGAAUCCCAAGACCGUUUACGCGUCCACCAGCCCAGAUGUGAUCAACUUUCUCAUCAAGACCCUCGAGAAGAACUUCAAGGGUAAGAAGACGGAGCGUGUGCUCUACGUCUCUGGCGAUCUGCCACUCAGCAAGCUCGACAAGGAGGGCAAGGUUACCAAAAACAAAAAGGGCGCCAAAGGCAAAAAACCGGUCAAGGGCAAGACCAUCGAGAAGCUGCACAAGCUCUUCCCGGGCGGCGUCUGGUACGAGUCUUUCGACGUCUCGAAGAAGGGCUUUCGCGCGGCCCCGGUUGGCCUGAACGCGCAGUACAUGAGGCCCCUCUACACGUUCGCGGAGACGGCGAUUGCUGCCGCCAGCGUCGAGAACAAGCCCCGGAUGGCCCUGGCCGCGUGGGGUCGGUUCCACCCUGAGCUGGACGACAAGAUCCCGGCCCGUCAGAAGCUGGCGCAUUGGGUCGACACCGACCCAGCCGUGGAGGCUGGCAUCGAGCACAAGACGUACGCCCCGAAGGACUUCUGGGCCAAGCUGAGGCUCUACAAGUUCCUGCUUGUGCCGCGCAGCGGUAGCGUGCAGUCCCCCAGGCUGGAGGAGUCCUUGCUGCUCCUCACGGUUCCCAUAGUGACGCGGGAGGGCGAGAAGACGGGCAGCAAGGAGGCCGCCUAUAAGGAUCUCAAGACCCUGGGGUAUCCCAUCGUCGUCCUGGACGACUGGUCGGAGAUCACCGCCCCGAAGCUUGACCAGUGGUGGGAGGAGCUGCACCCGAAGCUCGAGAGCUUCCGCAAGAACUGCCUGACCACCGAGGGCUUCUGGCAGCUGGUCACUGGCCAGGUCGAGAAGUGCGAGUGA
Molecule: messenger RNA, 1179 nt
Organism: Prorocentrum cordatum
Lineage: Eukaryota; Dinophyceae; Prorocentrales; Prorocentraceae
Source: the annotation of a GenBank genome assembly